AUGAUUCGCUCAAAUAUCAACAACACUCCCUCGACACCACCUUACGACUACUCGAUAUCAAUGCACCCCCAUAGCCCAACCUCGAACUUCUCCGACAUCGACCACCACAAGAGUGCCUUCCGUCGUGUCUCACCCAUCUCUCUUUCCAUGCCAUCUCCCCCAGAACUGCUCCACGACAGCGAAGAAGACGACGAAGACACCAUCCCGACUCCGAGACUCUUUAGACCAAUCUCAAGUCCCUCUCGUCCUAUCAAAUACGAUCAAUCCGGUCGGCUUUCGAUUUAUCGUCCAAAGGCUAUCCCCCACCGAUCGCCAUCGAUCAUAGACGACGCUCUCCAGCAGACAGCCAUAGACCAAAGUGUGGUCUUUCAACUCAAUAUCCAGCGCUACCAAGACACACCAAACCAACACCCCAGUACACAUGCACAUGCACAUGCACAUUCAUAUGAACACGGAGCAAUAGAUCUCCAUAACCGUGGAAUGACCUGCACUCCAACAAUCAUCUGUGGAGAGUCUCUCUUGACAGCCUUGCGCAAACGAGUUGCUGCUGCCAGACAUAGCAAACUCAAGGCCAACAUUAACAAUCGCAAUCGAAUGGCCCCCGGGCGUCCUAGAAACACACCUGCGACUCGAAUCCGUAUCCCUAAGAGCCGCAAUUUUGAUGCCACAUCACCAACAUUCUCCCAACCCGCAAAACAAGAAAUAAUAACAUUUUCAUCAUCCCAAUCAUUAUUAUUAUCUACACCAACACCAACAUCAUCAUUAUCCUUUUUUACAUCAUCACCACAGUUAUCAACAACAACAUCAUCAUUAUUAUCAUCAGCAUCAGCAUCAGCAUCAGCAUCAUUAUUAUUACCCUUAUCAUCAUCUGUGUUGAUGUUCCCGUCCAAUUCAGACCUUACGAAUUCAGAAAUUUCUGGUCUGUCUUUGUCAGCAACACAAGGAUCCGGAAAUCAACAAAGCCUUGAAUCCGAGCCUCACCAUACUCCCCAAGUCCGCCGUCGUCCCUGGUUGGAUGAUGAUUGCAACAAUGACAAUGAUAUUGAGAACGAGAAUGAUAUCUAUUGUGAUAAUGAUAAUGAUAACGAUGAAACUUAUGAGGAAUCUGGAUCAGUAGUUUCGACCAAUAACUCAAACUCAAACUCAAACUCAAACCUAAACAGAAACAGAAAUAGAAAUAGAAAUAGAAAUAGAAACCGAAGCAGAAGUAACAGUAGCCACAGUAGCCACAGUAGCCACAGUAGCCACAGUAGCCAUCAUAGUUAUGAAACAUCAGCAAUAGCUGCCAACUCUUCUUCUUUGUCUUCGGCUGCUCCUACCAUGAGCCAAGACAUUCAAAAGCCAAGGAAUCGUAAGAAGCCUGUCUCGCCCCGCCAAUCCCAUCCUACAUCCGGCCGGCCGUCUCGUGUAAAGGGACCAUGUCAGGCCUGUCAAGAAACUUCUGAUGGGUGCAUGCGAAAGGCAUUCGACUGGCCAUUCCCUGCCACGUCUGUAUUCAAUGACAAGGGCAGACCAUUUGUGUAUCUCUGCAACAAAUGUGGACUUCGUCAUUAUAGAUACAACAAGAGUGGUGGAAGUGUCUGCCGCAGUUGCCGCUGGGUGUUCUGUAAAGAAGAAAAACGCAAGGCUGUGCAACACAUCGAUCAGAUGCGCAAAUCUCGACCUGAUGGACGUGUUGAUCCUGAGGAAGAAAUCGAACACUUUGUCUGCACACCGAAGUACUGGACCUGUGGCCGACCCUGGAAGGUUGGGUGGGUACUGAACAACAUGCCCGAAGAUGAUGUUGAUGAAGGAUCCCUGUCACCCAGACAUUCUCUUCCUUAA
Phycomyces blakesleeanus NRRL 1555(-) is the source of this 1824-nucleotide messenger RNA. RefSeq lists its product as hypothetical. NCBI's taxonomy places the organism in Eukaryota, Fungi, Mucoromycota, Mucoromycetes, Mucorales, Phycomycetaceae. The transcript is spliced from 2 exons. The coding region runs from base 1 to 1824 and encodes 607 amino acids. The record is from RefSeq and is a predicted model, not a curated record.